AUGGCCCAGCAGGCCACUGUCAAUGUGCUCAUUAUCGUGGGCAAGGAUGACGUACCCAUCUACGAGGCGGACCUCAGCACUGAAGGCAUCCGCGAGGACAGUCCACACUUGGACCAGUUCGUGGUGCACGCGGCUUUAGAUUUGGUCGAUGAGAUGGUUUGGAGCACCUCCUCCAUGUUCCUCCGCGUGGUGGACAAGUUCAACGACUUCCACGUGUCAGCUUACUGCACAGCGGGCCACGUGCGGAUGAUGUUGCUUCACAAGCACCGAAACGAGGAGGCAAUUCGCGCCUUCUUUGCAGAGCUCCACGACUUGUUCAUCAAGGCGAUGUUGAGCCCAUUCCAGACUCCCUCAGCGCCCAUCGAAUCUCCAACCUUCGAUGCGAAGGUUCGAGCUGCUGGCCAGAGGCACUUCCGCGCAUGA
This is a messenger RNA of Symbiodinium natans, 423 nucleotides long. Lineage: Eukaryota; Dinophyceae; Suessiales; Symbiodiniaceae. The record is from the annotation of a GenBank genome assembly.